UGCAUUGUGGGGGAGGAUGCGAACUCUGUUGAGGCUCAUAUCAAGAUACUGCUUGAGCAAUACAGAAAGUUGCAUCCCAACAUGAAUCUGGUGAAAGACCGCAUGAUGAAAACCUUUGCAUGGAGACGCCGAGAAAUAGCAGAAGGAAUGUUAACUGAAGAUCUGUUGACGAGAUAUCCAUUCCUAAGAACAUCCGCAGGGUUGUGCGAUGAGGUUGAUCCCAUGCACCCCUCUCCAGUCAACAUAUGCCACCGCAUCAGUGAGAACUUCACAUCUAUUCUCCCAAAUAUGCUGAAACUUGUCAAGGAUUCGUCACUGAAAAAACUAUACAUGGAAGCAAGAGAGGAUGCCUUGGCUGAGGAUAUUAAAGGAAUUGAUUUCAGGGGUGGACUCCUCCUCUUGCCAUCCAUAUUCAAGGAGAAGAUUGAGGAUUUCAUUAUGCUUGGACAGAAAAAUCCUCAAACUCCAUAUCCAACCGUUCAACCGAAAGCACAAGGGUUGAAAUUUGCCUUCUCCAGACAGUGCCAGAGUGUGGUCAAUGUCGAGGGAAUUGAGGUCUGUUCUUGCACUUCGGUGGAUGAAGCCUUCAUUGCAGCCUUCUGCAUGUACUUUGUCUUCAACAUGGCAUAUCCUGGAUACUUGAAAAAGACACUGACCUUUCUCCAGAGGCGCAUCGCAAACAUCACGGUGGAUGGAGACAAAUCCCUGCCGGAACACGUCCGCCAGGUCCUUUUGGAGAAUAAACUUCAUGUAAAAGCAGAGAAGUGUGACUUCCAUCAGAGUUCGGUCCCCUUCGUCGGGUUCAUCAUAGAGAGUGGACAGGUGUCUGCAGACCCGGAAAAGACCAAGACGGAAAAAGAAAUGGCCAUGCCCUCCGUACAGGAACGAGGUCUGGGUAUCCUCCAGAAACAUCCCCCUGCGUACGGCAUCCCGCAAGCUCUCUUGGGAACGUCCCCUGUGUUCCCCUACUGA
Pungitius pungitius (ninespine stickleback) is the source of this 972-nucleotide messenger RNA. RefSeq lists its product as uncharacterized. The record is from RefSeq and is a predicted model, not a curated record. Bases 82 to 972 code for a protein of 296 amino acids. Lineage: Eukaryota; Metazoa; Chordata; Actinopteri; Perciformes; Gasterosteidae. The transcript has 7 exons.